Messenger RNA from Sinocyclocheilus grahami, 754 nucleotides. RefSeq names its product coiled-coil domain-containing protein 66-like. The record is from RefSeq and is a predicted model, not a curated record. The coding region runs from base 109 to 555 and encodes 148 amino acids. The transcript has 6 exons. Lineage: Eukaryota; Metazoa; Chordata; Actinopteri; Cypriniformes; Cyprinidae.
CACUCCACCUCAGCCAAUCAGAAGAGCGCUUACUGGUCGUAGCAGCAACGGACACGCGUUUCAACUUUCAACAGGACGCACAGGCAUCAAAACAUUAGAGGCUUUAAAAUGAUGAAUUUGGGUGAUGGCCUGUUGUUUGAGCUGGACAAUGGCAAGCCCAGGCUUGUGCUGGCUAAAUAUGGUGCUGAAUCGAAGUCUUUUAAUAAGAAGGGCUCUUGUCGGAUUCCUCCAAGAAAACCAACACACAAAAUCAUCAACCCCAAACAAGGUCCUCCUCAACCAGACAGAGCCGAACAGGAGAAAAGAAUGUUUGUGAGCGGCUGCAGGCAGGUCCAGCAUCCUCCUCAAAGCACUGAACGGCAGCAGGCCAUCCUGAAGGGUCUGUGCGAGCUGAGACAGGGUCUGCUGCAGAGACAAAGAGAGCUUGAAACCAGUCUAAACCCUGCACUGCAAACAACACAGGAACUACUUCUCUCCUUUCAGACCUGUGUGAUCCAGAGCUGCUUCCAAAAACAAGACCAAACCUGGUCCAGCACUUUAUACUGUAAGAUGUGAAUGCAGCUAUAAACCAAGAUGUUGCUGUCUGACAUUUGACUUAAGAGUGUCUAACAGAUACUCCAUUCAUUUAUCAAGGACUGUAGAUGUGUAACUGCAAAUCUUGAAUGUGAUGAAUGACUAAAUUUUAUGGCUUGAAUGUGAAUUUUACAGUUUCCCUACAUGUGAAUUAAAUGUAUUUAAACGCUUUUAAAUUAAA